GAAGAAACAAGUAAAAGGCUGAGGAAGAAGACGACUAUUAGUCCCCGUCGAACUUGUUUCUCCCGGUCGUCCAACAAAUGGCUCCGUCGGAGUUCCAACCGAGUCUCUGGGAAUCGGUUACGUCGCUGAUUAGGUCAGCCCAGGAGAAGAACGUGGAUCCGCUUCAUUGGGCUCUUCAGCUUCGCUUGACCCUCGCGUCUGCUGGAAUCUCCCUUCCCUCUCCGGACCUCGCUCAAUUCCUCGUCACCCACAUCUUCUGGGAAAAUCACUCUCCUCUUUCAUGGAAGCUUCUCGAAAAAGCUAUAUCCGUCAAUAUUGUCCCUCCCCUACUUGUCCUCGCCCUUCUCUCCCCAAGGGUAAUCCCAAACAGAAAGCUUCAUCCCGCAGCCUAUAGGCUCUAUAUGGAACUCCUCAAGAGACAUGCAUUCUCAUUCAUGCCUCUAAUCAGAGCACCAGGAUAUCACAAAACAAUGAAUUCCAUCGAUGAUAUCCUCCAUCUUUCUGAAACCUUUGGUGUCCAAGAUCAAGAACCGGGAAGUAUUCUCCUUGCAUUUGUCUUCUCCAUUGUCUGGGAGCUACUUGAUGCAUCCCUAGACGAGGAAGGGCUUUUAGAACUGACAUCUAAUAAGAGAUCUAAAUGGCCAAGCAGCCCACACGACAUGGAUUUAGACGGGCUGGAAAAUUCUGUGAAGAGAAAUGAAAACCAUGAUGCACUAGAGAAAGCAAACACUGAAAUGGCUAUCGAGCUAAUCCAAGAAUUUUUGCAGAAUAAAGUCACAUCGAGGAUUCUUCAUUUGGCAAGUCAAAACAUGGAGAGCAAGACCAUCCCUCGAGGAGAAUUUCAUGCGAUUGUCUCCUCUGGUUCUAAGUUAGCAUUGACCAGUGAUUCUGCACUUUGGUUGCCCAUUGAUCUUUUCUUCGAAGACAUAAUGGAUGGGACACAAGCUGCAGCAGCUAGCGCUGUUGAAAAUCUAACCGGUCUUGUAAAAGCAUUGCAAGCAGCUAAUAGUACAUCAUGGCAUGAUGCCUUUCUAGCUCUAUGGUUAGCAGCCUUACGCCUUGUGCAAAGGGAGAAUCUAUGUCUGCGUUAUUGCUUUUUCAUGCAUAUGUUGGAAAUAUUAUCUGAAGAAAGAGAUCCAAUCGAGGGUCCUGUGCCCCGCACCGACACUUUUCUUUGUGUAUUACUUUCUGUCACUCCACUUGCAGUUGCCAAUAUUAUCGAAGAAGAAGAAAGUCAGUGGAUUGAUCAAACUUCGUCUAGUCCAAGCAACCAGUGGAAAGAGAAAAAAGGAAAAUGUCGACAAGGAUUAAUUAAUAGCUUACAACAACUUGGUGAUUAUGAAAGCUUGUUGACACCACCUCGUUCUGUACAGUCCGUUGCCAAUCAAGCUGCUGCUAAAGCAAUUAUGUUCAUCUCCGGCAUUACAAAUAGUAAUGGAUCCUAUGAAAAUACAAGCAUGAGCGAAUCUGCAAGUGGCUGCUGUAAAGUGCGGUUUUCCUUGUUUACUCUAAAGAUGUUUGUUGUUAUGGGUGUGUAUCUGCUCUGUAACAUUUCUUGUUGGUCUCUAGUGAUGAAGGGUUCUCCUCUAACACCGUCAUUGACAAAUUCACUAAUCACAACUCCAGCUUCUAGCUUAGCAGAGAUUGAAAAGAUGUACGAGGUUGCAACUACUGGUUCAGAAGAUGAGAAGAUAGCCGUGGCUUCUAUUCUCUGUGGAGCAUCUCUGUUUCGUGGUUGGAGCAUACAGGAGCAUGUUAUUAUCUUCAUUGUAACUUUACUUUCGCCUCCGGCUCCAGCUGAUCUUUCUGGGAGUUAUAGCCAUCUAAUCAAUUCUGCGCCGUUUCUUAAUGUUCUUCUUGUCGGGAUAUCACCCAUAGAUUGUGUUCACAUUUUCUCAUUGCACGGGGUGGUCCCAUUACUUGCUGGUGCUUUGAUGCCAAUAUGUGAAGCGUUUGGCUCCGGCGUUCCAAACAUUACGUGGACUCUCCCGACUGGCGAAUUAAUCUCCUCUCAUGCUGUUUUCUCCACUGCAUUUACACUUCUUCUGAGGCUAUGGAGAUUUGAUCACCCACCACUAGAUUACGUCUUGGGAGAUGUUCCCCCGGUGGGCCCUCAACCCAGCCCUGAGUAUCUGUUGUUAGUAAGAAAUUGCCGUCUGGAAUGUUUUGGAAAGUCCCCAAAGGAUCGCAUGGCACGUCGAAGAUUUUCGAAAGUGAUAGAUAUCUCUGUGGAUCCCAUCUUCAUGGAUUCAUUCCCCAGACUGAAACAGUGGUACCGGCAGCAUCAGGAAUGUAUGGCUUCAAUUCUCUCUGAACUAAAGACAGGAAGCCCAGUGCAUCACAUUGUCGAUUCCCUCCUUAGCAUGAUGUUCAAGAAGGCAAACAAAGGUGGUAGUCAGUCACUGACCCCAUCUUCAGGGAGCAGUAGUUUAUCUACUUCUGGAGGUGAUGACUCGUCUGAUCAACUCAAGUUACCUGCAUGGGAUAUCUUGGAAGCGGCMCCGUUUGUGCUUGAUGCUGCUCUAACUGCUUGUGCUCAUGGAUCACUCUCUCCCCGGGAACUAGCAACAGGUCUUAAAAUCUUGGCUGAUUUUCUGCCGGCAACACUUGGAACCAUGGUUAGCUACUUUUCUUCGGAAGUAACACGAGGUCUGUGGAAGCCCGUUUCCAUGAACGGAACUGACUGGCCUAGUCCUGCUGCAAAUUUAGCAAGCGUUGAGCAACAGAUAGAGAAGAUCUUAGCAGCUACUGGCGUUGACGUACCAAGGCUUCCAGCAGAUGGAAUCUCUGCGGCUACACUUCCCUUGCCUCUCGCUGCACUAGUGAGCCUUACUAUAACCUACAAGCUUGACAAAGCAACAGAGCGCUUCCUUGUACUUGUAGGACCGGCCUUAGACUCCCUUGCUGCUGCUUGCCCCUGGCCCUGCAUGCCUAUUGUGACAUCGCUGUGGACCCAGAAAGUGAAGCGCUGGAGCGACUUUCUUAUCUUUUCAGCCUCCAGAACUGUGUUCCACCACAACAGAGAUGCUGUUAUUCAGCUCCUCAGAAGCUGCUUCACUUGCACCCUUGGUCUAACACCUACUUCCCAACUCUGCAGCUAUGGGGGAGUGGGUGCACUCCUUGGCCAUGGCUUUGGGUCCCGUUACUCUGGAGGAAUUUCCACAGCUGCCCCAGGAAUCUUGUACAUAAAAGUGCACAGAUCGAUCAGAGAUGUCAUGUUCCUGACAGAAGAAAUCCUGUCUCUUCUGAUGUUCUCUGUGAAGAGCAUUGCCACGAGGGAGCUACCAGCAGGGCAAGCAGAGAAAUUGAAGAAAACGAAAGAUGGGUCGAGGUACGGGAUUGGGCAGGUUUCACUUUCUUUAGCAAUGAGACGUGUCAAGCUGGCAGCUUCCCUGGGAGCCUCUCUGGUGUGGAUCUCCGGUGGCCUAAACCUGGUUCAGGCACUGAUCAAGGAGACAUUACCGUCUUGGUUCAUCUCGGUUCACGGAGAAGAAGAUGAGUUGGGAGGUAUGGUUCCGAUGCUAAGAGGCUAUGCUUUAGCCUACUUUGCAAUCCUGAGCAGUGCAUUUGCCUGGGGAGUGGACUCCUCAUAUCCUGCAUCAAAACGUCGGCCAAGGGUUCUGUGGCUGCAUUUGGAGUUUAUGGUGAGUGCCUUGGAAGGGAAGAUAUCACUGGGCUGUGAUUGGGCGACAUGGCAAGCUUACGUGACAGGCUUUGUGAGCCUGAUGGUGCAAUGCACGCCGGCUUGGGUGCUAGAGGUGGAUGUUGAAGUAAUAAAGAGACUAAGCAAAAGUCUGAGGCAGUGGAACGAGCAAGACUUGGCUCUGGCUCUGCUUUGUGCCGGCGGCCUUGGGACAAUGGGUGCAGCUACAGAACUCAUUGUGGAGACUUGCCAUCAACAUUAGCUUGACGUCUUUCAACUUUCUUUUCUCGACUAAUCUAAACUGUGAUCAUGAUCACUUUUGUUCCUGAGAUUAGCUCUCUCUUUUUUUUUUUUGUUUGUCUAUAUUGUAUAUUAUAUUUAUUAUUUAGAGCAACAUGAUUCGCUAUGUGUCACAGACACUGACUGGGGAAACAACAUUAGAUUAUGAAAGGAAAUGAAGCCAAGAUUUUUCAGAUUUC
Messenger RNA from Arabidopsis thaliana (thale cress), 4122 nucleotides. RefSeq names its product reduced epidermal fluorescence 4 (gene REF4). The transcript has 14 exons. Gene Ontology annotation, biological process: regulation of phenylpropanoid metabolic process. The record is from RefSeq and is marked reviewed. Lineage: Eukaryota; Viridiplantae; Streptophyta; Magnoliopsida; Brassicales; Brassicaceae. The coding region runs from base 78 to 3905 and encodes 1275 amino acids. Gene Ontology annotation, cellular component: nucleus; mediator complex.